AUGCCUCUACAAAAAUCCUACUCGGAUCAAGUUGGUCGAACUAAGCGCUUGCCAUGGCAGCGAUCGAGGAGCAACCCCGUUCAACAAACACCAAGACCCCGGGCACUCCAGCCUGUGUCCGAGGUGACCAAGAACAAGCUCAAUAAGUUUCAGUAUCACACCGUGAAUGGCGAAGCAGCCUCAGAGAGCACAGAAAACGAUCAGAAUGUAUCAAGCAACCGAACCAAGGACGAUACAACGACGACGCCCGCUACUCGAUUGACCUGGCAAGAGCUGCUCGAACCUGCAGGUGGUACCGAAGAUGACACGACGACAUCGCCGAAUGAUCGGCUUCUCUGGGACAACAGACAGGAUACAUUGUACAUGCCAGCAUUAUCUCCCAUGCUGAACCGCAAAGGAGCAAGAAAACGUGCUAGGAGCUCAUCGCCUGUUUCGUCUCCGGUAGCGGACAAGUCCAAUACACCCUCGGUAAACGUCAGGAAGCUGGCGCAAGCCCUCAAGUCACCACACGCGGAUCCAACACUGGAAUUAUGGGACCGAUACUCGCUAAACGGAACCGACAACGCUGGUAGUCCUCUAGGACUUGCGAACCCUGCACUUGCACAGUUGAUGGUGUCGUCUUCGCCGCGGCCAUCAAAAGCAACGGUUGGCGAAACGAAUCUCAGACGAGCAAUAAGUUGUGGUUUGAAUUGGCCCAAGAGGAGAAGGGUAGAAAGAUCAACGUCAGGUAGUCGCCUGAGUACCGAGAUGGAAGAGAUGGAGGCAUCCAAGUCUUCAAUGGUAAAUGCACUGCUCGAUACGGUGACUAGUAGCAUCAACGGGCCAAGUGAGGAGCCCCAAGAUGCUCCAGAAUCUCCUUCUCCUAAGAAAAGACGGAUAUACACCACUAGCAGUGGCUCUCCACGCCUCUCGAAAACCCGAGCCAGGUCUCAAACGCCUGCAGAAGACCCUGCGCAACAGCAUGUCCAAGUUCCGGCUCGAGCUCCAGUUCAAUUACCACAUCCAGAACCUGCUUCCUCGGACUAUGGUGAUGAUGACUUUGACGAAUUUGACGACGACACCAUCAUGCAACUUGAAGCCAGCAUCAACACUACUCAAUUGGAAGCGAAUCAGCAACCCGAGGUAGUAGCAGCCGAAAACAAUCCGGUAACCGAGAACGAUAAAAAAACACCAGAAAGUUUUGGCGGCAAGCUGGACGAAUUUGACGACCUGGACGAUGACUUCUUCGACGAGGCAGAAGAUCUAAUUACUGCGGACUCUCAACAAGUAUCACAGGCUCCAGCAACGACAGAACUUGACGACUUGGAUGAUGAAUUUGGCGACGCAUUUGGCGGAGACUUUGAUUUUGAAGCCGUAGAACUGGCCGCAACGCAAGCAGCCCAGAACUGCUCCGGAGACAAGCCUACGUUCACAUUAUAG
Fusarium verticillioides 7600 is the source of this 1419-nucleotide messenger RNA. RefSeq names its product DNA replication ATP-dependent helicase Dna2. The transcript has 3 exons. NCBI's taxonomy places the organism in Eukaryota, Fungi, Ascomycota, Sordariomycetes, Hypocreales, Nectriaceae. Bases 1 to 1419 code for a protein of 472 amino acids. The record is from RefSeq and is a predicted model, not a curated record.